ACAGUUGGUCACAGGAAGCCCGCUCGUCUGUUCGAAGCUGACGACUCCACCAUGCUUUCGAAAUACCUUCCGUAUUCGCAGUGAACAUGGAGAUGACUCCAGAAAUGGUGAACCUGUCAAAUUCAACCAAGACUUUGUUUUGUGUCCAGUUGAGAGCUACGGAAAUCUGCCUCUUUUUGUGGAGUCACGUAUCCCCCAGAUAAAUAUAGGAGUUGGGGCAUCUGGCUUUGCUGCUAUCAUGCUGUCCUGUUACAACAACACUUGUUGUCGAUGGCGAGCCCUGUAUUGGGAUUCCAGUAAACGCCCAGAGAGUGAAGGAUCACCAGUUCCACCUCACAGUAAAAUACUCAUCAAUCACUCAGCAUCCAAUAGAAAUCUGGCAGUUGAACCCGGUAUCUGGUUUCCAACAUUUUUUGGAAUGGUUACAAACAUUGCUGAAUGUGACAAUCAUCUGCAUCCACAACAGCCUGGAACUGCACUAGAGACUGCUCUACUGCUGCUGAAACAUCUCAGAUGGGAUGUUGGCUACCUCUCUUGCUAUGCUCAUCUUCAACCUCUCGUCUUCAAUCUCCAACACGUACUGGAGUACAUAUUACAGUGGGAAGAUAUUCAACAAGCUCCUAUCUAACAUGAAGCAAGAAAUGGGGGCUCCCUGCUGUUUCAAAAGGAAGUUAAAAAUGUAUCUGAUUAGCCACUCUUUCCACUAAUUAUCGGAACAUUUAGAUUCAACAAUAGAGAAUUUCUGUUAGUUACAUGCCAAAUAGAGUAUCCAUUGUAGAGUUGCAUGAAAAUUAGUGGUGUACUGCAAAUAGGAGUAAUUUUCUCAAAAAAAUACCACUUUAAACAAGUAGUGUUAAGCUGCCAACAGCAGGUUAAACAGCAGUUGUAUAAUAUAGCUGAGGAGGUAGGUUUUUCAAUGUAGCAGCUUUCUUUUUAAUUUAGUCAGUUACAUUUAGCUGUAAAUAGCAUGAAUAGCACUAAGCAAAGCAAUAAUUUGUUGUCAGUACAGAAUACAGAUUUUCUUGUCGCUUGUUAAUAUGUUGAUGGGAUCUACAGAACACAAUGAAUGAAUGAAUGAAUUAAUGGGCAGAAGGAACCACAAUAUGAAAAUGAUAGUGAAGAAAGACAGCAGUUAUAAUUUCUUCAGUGUAACGAUAUAUUUUUUGUAAUUGGGUCAGGGUUUAAGCGAAUCUUCUUGCAACUGGCAUUUAUCAUUAGUAAAUAAUACUAAUCUAAAGAUAUAUGGAAUGUUUAUUGCAGAGAGACCUUAUGUUUUAGAAAUUUGUAUUAAAAUAACUAUGGACAGUGAAUUAAUGUAUGAGUAAUCAGACCCUCAAACAAUUUUGUCCAUUCAUAAAAAAUAAGCAUUAAUGACCAUCAGAGACAACUGCAAUCAUAUAAAGGAAAGUAACUACUCAGCAGCAUUGAGCACCACUUGAUUUCUUACAUGCAGAAAUAAAACUCAGUAUUUCAGUGCAAAGAAAGUAUGCACAUACAUUGGACUCAUCAGAUGUGAAAACAGUUCAGUGGUAUGUGUGAUAUUAUUUCCAGAGAAAAGGUGGAUAAAAUUCCAUAUAUUAAGUAUCAAGAAAACUUUGUAUUGGAAACUUCAUUACACGGUACAGCAUGAAAAAAGGCUCAGUUUAUAUGCUGAUAAACUUCACAUUCAUUAAGACUAUAGCAUUAUGAUAAGCUGCAGUCAUGGGAGUUUGUAAUGAAUAAGAAGUUUUAUAUGGAUGGCAAUAUUGACUUUUUUGGAAACACAUUGUUUUCAAAUGAAGCUGCUUUUUAUUUCUCUGUGGCACUGAUUUAAUUUUUGAAUCAAGGCUUCCAUGUAUUGUCACUGAAUUUGUUCAGUCUACAUUGAAAAGUAGGUUGAUCUGUCCAUUUUUUGUUGUUGUCAUGUAUUUUGACACAUAGGAGCACUCUGAAUGUUAUAACCAUAGAGAAUUGGCAACCCUAUAUUCUGUUGUUGGGGGAUGCUGCUGUGCCCCCUCCCACCCCCCUCUCUCCUCCACAUACCUAUUGGACUAUAGCUGUCCGCAAGUUUCUGUAUGAUAAAUAUCCCAGCUGCAGGACUGCGGGUAGUGGACCUAUUCUCUGACUGUCAUCGUCUUUUGGUUUUUUCCUCUAAAACAGACAUACAUAAAAGAAUGUAUUGUUUAAGAGUUGGCAUUACAUAAAGGACUUCAUAUAUUUGCCUAAACUGGAUGAUAUCUCCAGACUGAGAACUUGUAUUAGACAUUCAGUCUCUACAAUCACAAUGAAUAUAUCGAAGGUGCAUGUGUGGCGAGGAUAAACUUGACUGUGUUAAGCUUUGUUCACAUGUGACACUUUACUAAAGAACCCAGAGUAAAUUGAAUUGUCUAAGUAGUUUUGUUUUCAUGUUUUUUUAUUAUGUUUUCUGUGAGCAUGUAAUAAGUAGAAGGUUAGCAAAGAUUCACCCUGAUAUGUCAUCAUCUGAAGUUGAGCUUGAAUCUGAAAUUAAUUCUGGAGGAAUAAAUUACACUGAAGAAAAUGUAGCUCAAUAUGUUCAUAUAAUUAUGUUAUGUAAUGUUCUGGCAGAAUGUAAAUAAUUUUGGAGUGAAGGUAAAAACUCGAGCAGUUUUCAUUCUUUUUUGUGCCUGUCAGUGACUUAAUGCUUCCACUAUUUGUCAAGUUGUUACCUUCAGUCCUAAAUUAUUAACUUGUUCUUUUCUUGUAAUUUCUCUGCCAAGAAAGUUGAGAUUCUUAACUCAUCAUGGACUUAUCAGUCAA
Molecule: messenger RNA, 2757 nt
Organism: Schistocerca nitens (vagrant locust)
Lineage: Eukaryota; Metazoa; Arthropoda; Insecta; Orthoptera; Acrididae
Exons: 6
Coding region: 239-628 (129 amino acids)
Biological process (GO): cilium assembly
Cellular component (GO): motile cilium
Source: RefSeq, a predicted model, not a curated record